AAGGUCAGAUGUGCUCGGGGUCAAGGUCUAAGCUUGUUUACGGGCGCGAACAAAGACUUGCACGUGAUAAGAUUUCAAGGUUUAGGUACUGUGAGGUUGCACACAGUUGCCAAGAUUUACACUUCCUACAGGUACUACCUUAGCGCUGAUUGCCAAGCUGCUUCGUUGCUUCGUAUGUUCUACCGGGUUCGUUACCUCCUAGGAACAAGGAAUCAACUUAGGGAUACAGCGGAAAGAUAGAAGACUAAGUUUCCAGAGAAACAGGCGCAUCCCCAGAGCGUCUCGGCCGAUAUACGGAGAAUGGUGCAGUUAAAGGUCGUCCCGUUUCCCACUCACUUGCAUCUUUCACAGCAACAAACACAUCCUACAAACGAUCAAGCAUACAUACCACGGCGAUGUUGGCCUCGAAGCUCUACUACUCCCUCUUCAUCUGGAUCGCAGCACUCUCUCACCUCGCUGCUGCCGAUGCGAUUUGCGGCAUAGCCGGCCCCCAGUGUCAAAAAUGUUCUCCUAACCACGAUCCCAGUAAAACCGGUUACUGCUUUCAUUACAAGCUUGCUUCUGGGGCAGAGGGCUACAAUUGUCGAGAAGCACAGUCUUGUGUCUGAUAGACGAGUUCCGAGAAAUCCGUCGCACAAUCUUCUUGCGCACCUGAACUAUUUCGCAUACCUGUUCAAAUUUCUCCUGCUGCUUGCAACACUUUCUACGACAACACUACAUCGCGCAAAGCAACUGGACUGGUGAGAUCGGACAGCCGGACCCUAUCCUAGUUACUUGGCACCCAAGGCAGCAGCCAAAAUCUCAACCGGGCUUUCUCCUACAUCAUCUUGUCAGCUCUCUACCUCACUCAUCGUAC
Sphaerulina musiva SO2202 is the source of this 856-nucleotide messenger RNA. RefSeq lists its product as uncharacterized. Lineage: Eukaryota; Fungi; Ascomycota; Dothideomycetes; Mycosphaerellales; Mycosphaerellaceae. The record is from RefSeq and is a predicted model, not a curated record. Bases 396 to 608 code for a protein of 70 amino acids. The transcript is spliced from 2 exons.